Messenger RNA from Saccostrea cuccullata (small rock oyster), 2964 nucleotides. RefSeq lists its product as uncharacterized. The transcript has 4 exons. Lineage: Eukaryota; Metazoa; Mollusca; Bivalvia; Ostreida; Ostreidae. The record is from RefSeq and is a predicted model, not a curated record.
GGAGAAUCGAUCAAGCCAGGAAUUCCUCGCUUAGAUGGCGGUAGUCACUUGUCGUUCCGGAACGAACGAGACAGGAAAUGCUAGUCUAUGAAAAAAGGAAAAAUGGCUUCCAUCAUAAUAGUACAAAGUGAACCAGAUAAACAGCUUGUAUCCGAGUCGGUGUAUAUAGGACUGUGUCGUGUGAUUGGGACGUCAAAACAAGUCGCCAUGAGGAGAGACGUACUGAAUAUUGCAGAGAUAUUGUGGAACACGACAAAGACCAAUGAUGAGAUUUUAGCCAUGACGAUUGGAAGUAAGAGAGAGGGGUUCCGAAUGAAGGGAUCAGACGUGGAUGUAAUGUUCUGGCAAAAUGACAAUCGAGUGAUCUGGAAACUGUUUCAAAUUCAGUAUUACAAAUUAGGCAGCAUAAAAGCAAUCCUUUGUGACGGUUCUAAAAGUCCUCCAGGAUACACUCUGUUAUAUUUACUCUCACCAAGCACCUAUGAAAACCUACAAAUAGCAUGUGUUAAUAUAAAUAACAGGCUAUACGUAUCUAGUUCGAGGUACUUACAGUUCAUGUGUUCUGCAAUAAACCCUAAUUCAAAAAUCCAUGGACCAUGCGGAGGUGGGACUAUUGGAACGUUAGAAUAUGAUAAUGCUCCAUGUUUUGCCUGUGAUUUUUGGCCCCCUUCUGCCUCCUCUUGGAUAGACAGAUGUCAUAUGCAUUCAUGGCCAAAUCCUAGUAUUGUAUAUGUUAUAAUACGAAAUGGAUGUCAUUUUGUACCAAUAGGCCAUAAAUCAGGAGAUCAUGAAAUUGACGAAUGGAGAAUUUCUUUUGCUUUGGCAGAACAAAUGUUGGUGUAUUUUCUAGAUCACUUUCAAUUCUUAACGUAUGGUUUGCUGAAAUUGUUCUUAAAGGAAGUUAUUAAUGAUGGAUUAAGUGAAGAAGAUACAUUACUGUCUUCCUAUCACAUAAAAACAGCAGUUUUCUGGGUAAUUCAACAAAACAAAAUAACACACUGGUGUCCACAAAAUCUCCUGGAGUGUUUCUGGAUCUGCUUGAAACUCAUCCUUAAGUGGGUGUAUGAGGGUGUCUGUCCUAACUUUUUUAUUCCUCAGAAUAACAUGUUCCUGUGUAAAAUAUAUGGUAAAGCACAAUUAAAUUUGUUCACUAGACUUUAUGCAAUAUACAAAGAAGCUUUAUCUGUUAUAGACAUAACAAAGCUGAGGUUAGCACAGCCACAUGUAAUUUAUAACGAAAAUAUACAGAGAGAACGGUAUACAGAGGCUGUUGGGGGACAGUCCUGGUGUACAAAGUUAAGAAAGGCUGUAUCCCGUGACAUUAAAUUUGACGAUGAAAUAAUUUACAUCAGUGAAUUGAUACUGGAACAGCAAGCCUGUGUAGAGAACGUUACAUCUCUGUGUAUCCCGCCAUUAGUUCAGAUGUAUUUCCUUGAGGUCUUGUGCUGCAGACAUGUGGAUAGAGCGAGAGCUGAGACAGCAGUACACGAUCUACAGGUCUUAGUCCAUCAGGACCAGGAGAUAAAUAUUCCUUCUAAACUCGGAGACAUAUCGUGGCAGAUUCUGGGAAUCUGUCAACAGGUGACGGGAAAGACAGCCCUACAGCAUAUGUCCGAGGCAGUGUUCAUGGGACUGUGUGAUAAACUUGGGACUUCACAACUGGUGGCCAUGAGGAGAGAUGUGGUGGACAUAAAUGAAAAAGUGUACAGUCAAAGGAGAACAGGUGAAGAGUACUGUGUGGUGUGGAGUGGAAGUUACAGAGAAGGAUUUAGACUCAAAGGAUCAGAUUGCGACGUUAUGCUGUAGCAAAAUGAUCACCGUGUGAUAUGGGAAUUAUCUCAGUCUCAGUAUUACGAUACACACAGACAAACACUGAUCCUCUGUGACUGUUCUGAGAGUCAACCAGGAUUUACUUUGUUAUAUUUACUGUCACCAAGCAAGUACACAGAAAUUCAGAGAGCUUGUGUUAGAAUAAAUAACAGGAACUAUAUUUCCAGUUCUAAAUACAGAACGAUUAUGUGUUCAGCAGUUUUUUCUGACUCCAUUCAAUAUGGGCCCUGUGUCAGUGGAGUUACUUCAAGUGAAACAGAUUAUGAUAUUGCCCACUGUUUUGUUAGUGACUUUUGGCCUCCAUCUGUCUCUUCAUGGAUAGAAAGAUGUCACUCAUGGUCCCAGCCUCAUAUUGUUGAUGAUAUAGUAAAAAAUGGAUGUCACUUUGUAGCAAUAGGACAUACACUAGGACAUCAUGUGCACGAUGAAUGGAGAAUUUCUUUCUCUCAUGCAGAACAUAAACUUGUGUGUGAAAUGAAACACUGUCAAUUCUUAACUUAUGGCUUGCUCAAAUUGUUUUUAACGGAAAUCAUUAACAAUGAACUAAGUGAUGAUAAUAAAUUAAUGUGUUCCUAUCACAUAAAGACAGCAGUUUUCUGGGUGAUUCAACAGAAUACAUUUCAAUAUUGGUGUCCACAAAAUUUCCUCGAGUGUUUCUGGGUUAGUUUUAAACUAGUCCUUAGGUGGGUGUAUGAGGGGGUCUGUCCUAACUUUUUUAUUCCCCAAAACAAUAUGUUUCUGAGUAAAGUCCAUGGUGAAGCACAACAUCAGCUAUUUAUAAGACUGUAUGGAUUGUAUGAGAAAGGUUUAGCAUUCCUGCUAUACAGUCCCUCCAUUAGGUCUUGUAUUAUAAAUGUCCUUUGCAAUCCCUACCUCUCCAUCUGUACAGAUGAAAAUACUCUGAUUUCUGAGGCAGAGUUUGAUAAAGAUCUAUUGACGGAGACAAACAGAUAUGACGCACUUUUCACACCAAACCUAGAAACCUGUAUGAGAUAUCUACAUAUUGUAGAACAGAUGAUAAGUUCACCCCUCCUAACAACACAGUAUCAAGUUGUGAUUCUACAGAAACUUACAGCUUGUGUCCUUCAGCAAACUGCUUUUAAUUCAUACAUGGAAACUUACAAACAAACUUAG